AUGGAUCAUACAUCUUUUUUGAUUAAAGUCUUGCAGAUGUGUUGCCCAUGUCUCUCUAAAGGAAUUGCAUUGGUGUCCAGAGGAGACUUCACCAACAUGGAAGCAUAGUUUGCAGAUUCAUCUGCAAAGCUUACUGAGAAAGUGAAACUGCAGUGCAUAUAUGAAAGAAAAAAAAAAAAAGCUGUGAUAAUCCAGACAUCCUGGAUGAAAUUUAAUGUAACUCAUAAUGAAAAUACAGCUGUCUUGCAUCCAAUCUGUGGCAUACAUAUCAAAGGCAAAUACAAUAGAAGGAUUUAUUUUAGAAGUAAGGACAAGUCCUUAUACUUCAUCAAAGGCAGUUUGGAAGAUGAUGGUCUCCACAAUAACUAAUUUUUCUCCAUUGUAACUAACCCAGGUGGAAUUUUGAAAAAGGUAAUAGAAAUUACUCAGUCUACAUGGAUCUUCAAGUUCUUCAUUAAUUAUUUUAGUUUUUGCUGGGUUUUGCAUUUUUCAGAUUUCAGACCAGAUGCUUUUGAAGUGCCUGAGAAACAAAAUAAUCCCAUGUUUACAAAGCCAGGAGGAAAUGUUGUUUUUACUCAUCCUUAUAGAAUAGGAGAUUCAGUGGAGUGAGCGAUGAGGGAGAGGAUUAAAGCAGAUUGGGUAGAUACGGUCAUUCCGUGCAACUCAUCAGGAAAGCAAAGCUUUGGUUCAGAUUUGGAAGAAUGUACACCAGUGGUUUGCUCUGAUCAGGAAAGCUCCAGGACUGUCUUUCAAAACAUUACAGCCUCUGACUUUGCGAUGUACUUCUGUGCAGCUGCUGGGAGAAACAAAAAUAUAAUGAGUUUUACUGUAGCUGCAACUUGGGACCACAAGUGGUUUAUUACCUACAUAGCUGAAGGGAUUUCAGCUGCUCUAUUGGUAUUAGAUUUCCUACUGAUCUUCUGCAUUACCACUGCUUAUCACAAAAAACAGUAA
Messenger RNA from Cyanistes caeruleus (blue tit), 954 nucleotides. The record is from RefSeq and is a predicted model, not a curated record. Lineage: Eukaryota; Metazoa; Chordata; Aves; Passeriformes; Paridae.